This is a messenger RNA of Mizuhopecten yessoensis (Yesso scallop), 957 nucleotides long. RefSeq lists its product as uncharacterized. The transcript is spliced from 4 exons. NCBI's taxonomy places the organism in Eukaryota, Metazoa, Mollusca, Bivalvia, Pectinida, Pectinidae. The coding region runs from base 181 to 645 and encodes 154 amino acids. The record is from RefSeq and is a predicted model, not a curated record.
CGUGUGUCAUUUGUUUUAGGUUUAGACCCGGAAGAUCCACCGUUUCAAGUUCCGGAAGUCUCACCAGUUUUCAAGGUUACCGACCACACAUUUUCCGUCGACCAGAACAUCAGAGAAAAACGAGACAGCGUUGAACUAGAAGAAUUCAAGAAUCUGCCAAUCUCAUACUGUGAGUCGUGGAUGAAAAGGUUAUUAGGGUACACUGACUCCAGGCCGCUACACGUGUCCAGGGUAUUAGCCAUCAAUGAGACCAUUCAUAUCCCAUGCUAUUACUGUGGAGGUCCGGAAAUAUUAAAUCUCCUUCCGAAAUUAGGACAUUACCGUGAAUGGUUUAAACUCGCCCGGAACCAAUCUGACGCCUACUGGAGACUGAGGCCUGUUGUGGGGGACAAAAAGUUCGGGAGUAGGGCUAACAUCAUAUCAAACUUUACCCUCAUUAUCAGGAACAUACAGGAAAGGGAUACGGGAAUGUAUUACUGCGCAGUAUCGAAAAUAAAGCAUUCGGAAUAUAGGUUUAAUGACAAACAGCUAAAAACAUUUCUCACUGAAAAAGACCCAAACCGUUUCAAACUGUACCUUCACAUUGACGGUAAGUGUGAUUCACCAACCACUUUCUGCCUUUCUGUCCACGAUCAAUUUGUUUAGGCCAAUACAAUGUCAAACGUCGCCCUAAUGUUUCUUGCGUUACUUUGUCUUAGGAAAAGAAAAUUUGAGACAUAGGAGAUCUUGAUACAUUUAUCUUUGUCUGUAGUAAACCAAACUAAUACAUAAACCAUCUGCUGAAGAAUCGAGUAUUUUGUUCGAAGUUUCCAUCAAAGGAACAAUGAUAAAAGCAGGAGUGAAAUGCUACCCAUUGCUGCGAAGCUUAUGUCCAUCUCUGACCCUUCCAAAGUGUUUUGCCGAAAUAAUUUAUAUGAUAUGAGACCGAGUCAUGCAAAUACAUUAGGCAUUUCCUGA